Megalops cyprinoides (Indo-Pacific tarpon) is the source of this 2282-nucleotide messenger RNA. Its product is annotated as hexokinase-4-like. The record is from RefSeq and is a predicted model, not a curated record. Gene Ontology annotation, cellular component: cytosol; mitochondrion. The transcript is spliced from 10 exons. Gene Ontology annotation, biological process: glucose 6-phosphate metabolic process; glycolytic process; intracellular glucose homeostasis. Gene Ontology annotation, molecular function: mannokinase activity; D-glucose binding; glucokinase activity. Lineage: Eukaryota; Metazoa; Chordata; Actinopteri; Elopiformes; Megalopidae. Bases 94 to 1536 code for a protein of 480 amino acids.
UGCUCUGCGCUCACACAGGCACUCACACACGCAUAGAAGGACACGCACACACUCACUGGGAGCAGCUGCACUGUGGCAAACACACACGCAUUCAUGAAGAUGAUUCGCAUCAGUCCCCGCCAGGCGCUGAAGAUGAAGGCGUUCAGGAGGCACAGCUCCAUAGUAGAGAGAGUUCUGAUGGUGGAUCAGAUCCUUUCUGAGUUCCAUCUGGAGAGGGAGGGGUUAAAGGAAGUGAUGCGGAGGAUGCAGCGUGAGAUGGACCGUGGACUGCGUAUGGAGACCCAUGAUGAAGCCAGCGUUAAAAUGUUACCCACCUAUGUGCGCUCCACCCCAGAGGGAUCUGAGGUGGGAGAUUUCCUCGCCCUGGAUUUGGGAGGUACAAAUUUCCGUGUGAUGCUAGUGAAGGUGGGGGAAGACGAGGAAAGGGGCUGGAAGGUGGAGACCAAGCACCGGAUGUACUCCAUCCCAGAAGAUGCCAUGACAGGAACAGCGGAAAUGCUCUUUGACUACAUUGCUGAGUGCAUCUCCGACUUCUUGGUCAAACACAACCUCAAGCACAAGAAGCUUCCCCUGGGGUUCACCUUCUCCUUUCCAGUGCGACACGAGGAUAUCGACAAGGGAAUCCUACUGAACUGGACUAAAGGAUUCAAGGCCUCAGGGGCGGAGGGUAACAAUGUUGUGGGUCUGCUGAGAGACGCCAUAAAAAGGAGAGGGGAUUUUGAGAUGGAUGUGGUUGCCAUGGUGAACGACACGGUGGCCACCAUGAUCUCCUGCUACUACGAGGAUCGCAGCUGCGAGGUCGGGAUGAUAGUAGGGACGGGCUGCAACGCUUGCUACAUGGAAGAGAUGCGCACGGUAGAGCUGGUGGAAGGCGAUGAGGGCCGGAUGUGUGUCAACACCGAGUGGGGGGCCUUUGGAGACAAUGGUGAACUGGAGGAGUUUCGGCUUGAGUACGACCGAAAAGUGGACGAGACUUCGCUCAACCCGGGACAGCAGCUCUACGAGAAGCUCAUCAGCGGGAAGUACAUGGGCGAGCUGGUGCGUCUGGUGCUGCUGAAGCUCGUCAACGAGAACCUGCUCUUCCAGGGCGAGGCCUCCGAGCUGCUGAAGACCCGGGGAAGCUUCGAGACCCGCUUCGUCUCCCAGAUCGAGAGUGACUCUGGGGACAGGAAGCAGAUUUACAACAUCCUGACCACGCUGGGGGUGCUGCCCUCGGAGCUUGACUGCGACAUUGUGCGUCUGGCCUGUGAAAGCGUGUCCACAAGGGCCGCCCACAUGUGUGGGGCAGGGCUCGCUGGCAUCAUCAACCGCAUGAGAGAGCACCGCAACCAGGAGGCCCUGAAGAUCACCGUGGGUGUCGAUGGCUCUGUCUACAAGCUGCACCCUUGUUUCCAAGACAAGUUUCACAACAUAGUUCGGGAACUGACCCCUCGCUGUGACAUCACCUUCAUCCAUUCUGAAGAAGGGAGUGGACGGGGAGCAGCGCUGAUCUCUGCUGUGGCCUGCAAAAUGGCUGCAAGCAUGCUUAGCCAGUGAAGGGUGUUUUGCAGCCUCCCACCACAAGGGGGAGCCUCAGAGCAUCUAAUUGGACUGGCAUGUAAUGGGCCACUCAUCAGCAGCUUCUCAUCAAGCGAGGACUCCCUCACCCUUUCAGCAGUAUUCUGGGGUGUAGCAGAAAGGAAAUCCCUGCGGCUAAUGAGAGCCAUGUACCACACGAGAGGAUUAGCUGGGACACUCAAAGAGCUGUCAGCUGCAGGCAGACAGAUCCUGCCAUACUAAAGCAAUCCUCUGCUGAGGUAGUUCAGCCAAGCCAGACACAGUUUAGCUAACAUGCUGGUGGUUUCAUGUUAUUUAUUGCGUGUGUAUUUCAGUGAGUAGUUACUGCACUUUACUACAGAUUUACGGGUUUAUAAAAUCCUGCUUUAUCAGAAAACAGCCCGUCUGAUGUACAGAAAAGGUGUUAAGCGCACAAAUCAAAACAUCUGAAUUUGGUCAUCUAAAAAUCAGUCACCAGUCAAUUCCAAUGUACUCUAUCUGAGAGUGAUUUUUUCAGCAUUGUGAUUCCACUGGAGUGCUGGAGCAACAAAAUGUUUUUUACACUCAAACUUUGUCAAGGGAGAAGAAGAUUGAUUAAAUAUGUAAGGCUGUUUUCAUUUUCUAAGCAACAGUUGUGUUUUGUACUGUAAAAUGUAUGUCAAUAGUGAGAAAUCAUUUGUGUAAAGUCCAUAAUGUGAUGUUGUAAAUUUUACAGUGUUGUAAUGUGUUGCAUGUGCAUCCUCUGA